AUGGCCACUCGCCCUCAGCAAGGCGUCGAAAUGAAGCAAUCCUUGACCCAGGAAGAGCAAGACCUUGCUGCUGCCGGCUACGACCAUAUCGAACAGCAAAAGCUGCAUAGGAUCGAGGAGGAGCGGGUUAAGGACAGCGAGCUUCAUGAACAUAAACUGCCUUUGGCCAGGCUUGCGACUGCUUUGAAUACCUCAUUUGACUCGAAGGAUCCUGCGCGCUCGUCUGGACUCACUGACGAGGACGCUCAGGUUCGGCUUCAACGAGAUGGUGCCAAUGUGUUGACACCGCCAAAGAAACGAAGCGCUCUUCGAAAGUUCCUCGACCGUCUUUUCACGAUGUUCAACAUCCUACUCCUGGUAGCUGGUAUCCUCUUGUACAUUCUUCUGGGUGUUCAGUUCAAGGACAACUUCCAGAAUACGUACCUUGGGGCGAUCCUCCUUUUUGUCGCCUUCUUGAACGCUGGGAUCGACUUCUACCAGAUCCAAAAGUCCGAAGCUAUCCUCGCUUCCUUCUUGGCAAUGAUCCCGCCCACCUGUCGGGUCUUGGUCAAAGGUGACAUUGUCCUGCUCCGAACAGGCGACAAGACCCCUGCCGACAUGAUCCUUUUCUCCGCGAAUGAUUUGAAAGUCGACAACAGCAGUCUGACUGGCGAGUCCGAACCACAGGAACGGCGGCCCCUUGUCGAAGGGUCUCCACACCGUGCCGUGGAAGCCGAAAAUAUUGUACAGGUGUUCAAUUCAACGUUGGUUGUCAAUGGAGAAGGAUGGGGUGGGCAAAUAGCAAGUCUCACCGGUGAGGAAAGUGACAGCGAAUCCCCUCUUGCGAACGAAAUCAACCGCUUCGUCAUAUUCGUCUCCUGCAUCGCCAUCCUCUUCGCCACCGUCUUCUUCAUCGUCGGAAUCACCAAAGUGUACCCAGGCAAGAUUGGUCAAACGUUCACGUUCGCUGUGUCGGUGCUGGUCGCUUUCGUCCCGGAAGGGCUGCCUUCGACUGUCAUGCUCCUGUUGUCCAUAGCUGCGAAGAGGAUGGCGAAGCAGAACGUGCUUGUCAAGGAUUUGCAGGGGGUUGAGACACUUGUCACGAACCUAUGGGCCAGCGGGACCAUGUACUCGGCCUUCCAGUCCCACAACGACGAAAAAUCCUUCUCUAUAAAGGCUCCAGGAAUGCAGCAACUCGUCGACAACGCUGCGCUCAAUUCGAGAAUCAAGUUUGACAGGACGGAUGUUCCACUGGACCAGAGAGUUAUCAUGGGUGAUGCGACCGAGACCGGAUUGUUGAGGUUUGCGGGGAGGCAGAUUACAGAGGAUUAUGAGAGCUUUGUGGGGAGGUACCCGAAAGUGUUUGAAGUACCUUUCAAUUCGACGAACAAGUGGGCUUUGUCGAUUCUCCACAAGCCCCAUGAAGAUGGGGAUCUUACCCUGUACAUCAAAGGAGCUCCCGAACGGGUCCUUGCCAAGUGCUCGACGUACUUGAAGGAUGACGCCACUGUCCCUAUUUCGACGUCUUUCAAAGAAGCUUACAACGAGGCCUACGACUAUAUGGCGUCCAGAGGCCACCGCGUAAUCGCCUGUGCCGAGCUCCUGUUGCCCAGCGCGGAAUACCCCACAACCCACCCCUUCUCCAAGCCCACACCCUCCUCCGACGGUUACCCAACAGAGAAUUACUGCUUCAUCGGCCUCAUUUCUCUUGAAGACCCUCCAAAGCAUGGUGUCCGCGAGGCCAUUGGUACCCUUCGUCUCGCCGGUAUCAAGGUCAUGAUGGUCACGGGCGAUCAUCCCAAAACCGCAGAGGCUAUAGCGAGGAAGAUCAAUCUUGUGUUGGGCGAGACCAGGGAGACGCUAAGUCGGAAGACUGGGAGGUCGAUGGAGGAUAUCUACGAGGACGAGGUUAGUGCGGUAGUUGUGCAUGGGGAUGACAUCGAUGGGUUGCAGGGGUGGCAAUGGGAUCAGAAAGAGAUCGUAUUUUCCAGGACUUCCCCGAAACACAAGCUAGAGAUCGUGAAACGAGCUCAAGCGUUGGGGCAUAUCGUCGGGGUAACUGGUGAUGGCGUGAACGACUCCCCCGCGCUCAAAAAGGCGGACCUCGGAAUCGCGAUGAACAUGUCCGGAUCUGACGUUUCGAAGGAGGCUGCCAACAUGAUCCUCUUGGACGAUAACUUUGCUUCGGUCGUUAAUGUCGUGGUCCCGCUGCCAUUGCCAUUGUCUGCCAUCUUGAUUCUGGUCAUCGAUCUUGGCUUUGAAUUGCUCAUCGCUCUCUCCUUCGCUUGGGACCAACCCGAAACGGAAGAUGGUCUCAUGCGCUUGAAACCUCGUAAACCUGUGACUGAUGCUUCCAUCCACUCUCGCAAACGGAGAGCCCUGCGAAGAUCACGAACCCUAACUCGAGACCGCGAAACAGGUGAAAUCAUACCCCCGAGUCGAGCUUCACGAAUCGCUGCCAAGCUCAAGGCUCCUUUUACGAGAGAAUUUUGGGAGGAAAGGCUCGAGCGUACCGACGACGAGAACCUGGUCGACGCGAAUCUUUUGGCGUAUUCGUACUUGCAAGCUGGUAUGAUCGAGUGUGUUGGGUCGUUGCUUGCGUAUUUCUUGGUGUUCCAUAAGAAUGGGUUUGCUCCUGGCGAUCUGAGGAGGGCUCAGCAAGCUGGAGUCUACUUUAAGAAGGAUAGUCCAGAUUACAUCGCCAACUCUGGACGUGUAAUCACUGCUUCACAACAAGUCGACGCGCUAGGUCAGGCUCAGGGAAUUGUGUAUCUCUCGAUCUUUAUCAUGCAGUGCUUCAACGUCUUCGCCGUCAAAGCCAGACUCUCCUUCCCAUUCGGCAAACGAAUCGUGAGCAACAAAUGGAACUUCCUCGGCAUUCUUGCUGGCGCCUGCCUCGGAAUGUUCAUCAUUUACACUCCUCCGCUUCACGUCGUUUUCGGCGGUUCAUAUCGCCUCUCCCCGCUCUAUUGGCUGGUACCUAUUGCGUUCGGGGUUCUUCUUCUCGCCUGGGCUUCACUUCGUGUGGUUCUGCUCCGCAGUUCUGUCGAACAUAUGAAGGUUCGAGACGUCAGUGGUUUGAUGAUGUUCCCGACGAUGCGAACGAUGAGCAUGAGAUCCCGCGGUUCUCGCCACUGAUAAGAUUUUCAAGGUCGUUCGAUUGGAAGGCGUCGCGCUUGUUUGGGUGUUCUGCUUGCUCGGUCUGAUGGAAUGGAAUUAGAUGGGAUGUAUAUCACAACAUGUAUACCUAUACACGAUAUAUAAUCGACGAUGUCAACGAUGCC
Molecule: messenger RNA, 3263 nt
Organism: Coprinopsis cinerea okayama7#130
Lineage: Eukaryota; Fungi; Basidiomycota; Agaricomycetes; Agaricales; Psathyrellaceae
Product: Na+/K+ ATPase alpha subunit isoform 3
Exons: 23
Coding region: 1-3117 (1038 amino acids)
Biological process (GO): proton transmembrane transport; intracellular sodium ion homeostasis; potassium ion import across plasma membrane
Cellular component (GO): membrane
Molecular function (GO): P-type sodium:potassium-exchanging transporter activity; ATP binding; ATP hydrolysis activity
Source: RefSeq, a predicted model, not a curated record